Molecule: messenger RNA, 2371 nt
Organism: Helianthus annuus (common sunflower)
Lineage: Eukaryota; Viridiplantae; Streptophyta; Magnoliopsida; Asterales; Asteraceae
Product: F-box/LRR-repeat protein At4g14096
Exons: 5
Coding region: 155-1744 (529 amino acids)
Molecular function (GO): protein binding
Source: RefSeq, a predicted model, not a curated record
GCAUUAGCAUGUGAAGAUUCAAGUCCAAAAAGGGGUUAGAGAUCGAUCGAAGCAAAGCGAUCAAAGUGAGUACCUUAAUAUUUGUUCCGGAUGAACAUCAAUCGUUUUGUUUAACGUUUUGUUGGAAACCCUAGCUGCUAGUGGAAUUGGAGAGAUGGAUCGGAUUUCGCAACUUCCUGAAUCUAUUGUUCAUCACAUACUCUCAUUCUGUAAUACUCCUGCAGAGCUUAUUCGAAUGAGUGUAUUGUCCAAGUCCUGGUUUAACCUAUCCGCUUCUUUCCCCUGUUUAUAUUUCAAUAUCCGUUAUUUUAGAACUCGAGAAAGUUUUUUCAAGUAUGUUGAGUAUACCACCUCUAGAUUUUGCCAACAAAAUGUCACUGCAACUGCACACAGGCUCAAGCUUAGGGCAACUCUCCAGGAGCCUACAGAAUUGGAUAUUGUUAACAGAUGCCUCGAAAGAGUUCUUAACAAAGGCGUUAGGGAGUUGGAGAUUGAUAUUACCAACUCAUCAGAUGUCCCAAAGUACCGUUUGCCUGACAUACUCUUAUCUGUUUCUGGGUUAGAAUCUUUGACCAUACGUGGCUGUUACUUGCCUUCUUCCUUCAUGCUUGAUGCUGUCCACUUUAAGUCUUUGAUCCAGUUGAAACUUGAGAACGUCCCGAUGGAUGAUGAAGUCAUCAAGCAUCUCACCGCUAGUUGCCCUCUUCUACAGAAUUUUGAGAUUAGGUGGUGCCAUGGUUUCAAAAGAUUGUGUCAUCAAAAUCUUAGAAAAGUUUGGAUUUACUAUAACGUUCGAGUUGAGAGAAUAGAUAUCGAAGCCCCGAAUCUAUCUUAUCUUUUCAUAGAAGAUAGGGAUGGAAGAGGGGCACCACGUAUGAACGUGGCAUCAUGCAGAAAACUAACAACAGUGUCUUACUUUGGGAAUGAUUUUACCGGCUUCUUGUCCCAAUUCCCGUUCAUUGAAAAUUUGUAUCUGGCUACUAAAUUUAUUGGUAACAGCCUCAUGUUGGCAAGCCAUUCCUUGAGAACACUGGUGUUGCAUUCAAACUGUGAUUUGGAUAACAUUGAAUUAAGUACCCCCAAUUUGGACUUAUUUAUGUACUCUUGUAAUCCUCGUUUACUUCGGCGGCCUCUGGGGGAUAAACCCGGGCCUCCGGUGCGCGAUUUAGCCCAUUUGAAAUCAUGUAUGCAAUGCUAUCCCCACGAUUGUAUAGAUGCUCUUUGGUUCGUGAAAUUGAGGCUAUUUUUUGACAAGGAAAAUGGAUUCAAAGUUUUGAACUUGUAUAUUCGUGCCAUAUGUAGUGAGAAACUCUCUAAGUUGGAGAAGCUAAAGGCGAUUGAAUUGCCACCUUACGAACUCGAGCAUGUUGAGCUACAACUAGACACCCAUGAAGAAUCAUCAGCCCAUGUUGCUUUUGUGGAUGCUGUACUUUGGUGUUGCCGCCCUCGAUCUCUAACUUUAAGAUCAUCCGUUCCUUAUGAAGAACAAAGUGAUGUUGUCAAGUUUACAUUCAAGAAGCUGCUUGAACAAGAAGAUCAAGGCCAUACCAAAAUUCAGAUUGUGUCACCUUCCUCUGCCGAAGCCCAAAAGCACUUGAUGGACUUGAAGUCGUUGUCAAUGGCAUUACCUUGUGAAGGAAAAAAAUUAAGCUUCAUAAAGGAAGAAGUCACGACUCGAGAGAAGACAACAUGCAAUUUAACCCUUGCGAUCAGACUCGUUACACAACUUUCUGUAAUAUGCUGAUCUGCAAUCUGAAGACUUGGGAUCUAACUUGUCAACGUCGAAAUUUUCCAAAAUUUACACUACCGCCGGAGCGUCAAGCAGUAGCGGAGGCUACCCCUUCCCCUAAGGUAGGUCCGCCCCUGUCCUUUGGAACUGCUUGUUCCCAUGCAUCAAGGGCGACCCAAUAGUAUAUUGGGCUAAAGCUAGGGCUCGGGGCCAAACAAAAUACGGUCCAUUUUCAAUUUUUUGUACUUGCACAAAAAGCUGCUUGGCCAACUUUCAAGUACGUUUGUUGGCUGCUUCUAAUCACAAAUCGUGAAUAGGGAAAUGGAAUUCGUGUAUUUGGAAGUUCAAUCGUCGACUUCGGAAGUGCAAUGUGCAAUCGUCCAAUGACCACAUUUUUCACUAUUUCUGGAUCAGCCACACAUGGAACGUGAAGUCGUGAACUGAACAACUUGUUGCUUGGUUAUAAAAACAGUGGUAAUACUUUAACGUGAAAUAUCGUUCUUCAACUGUAAAAUUUUGACCCAUUAGUUGAUUUGUUGCAAGAAACUUCAGAAGGUUGAAAGCAUCCAUGAAAUCAUGUUAUCAUAGUCUAUAAGUUCAGUUGUUUAUGUAUUGUUAUUGAUUUCACUUUCAGUAAGUUAU